AUGCGUUUCCUGCAGUUCCUCACUCAAGAAAAGACACUGGCAGAUUCCGGCGGACGCAUACGAGAUCCUCACAUCCUGCUCCCUGCCCACGACCACCUGGAGUGUGGGAAAGCCCACAGCUGGCUAUCGGCCCUCCCCUUAGACGAGAAGCUCAUGGUUCACUCCUUUUUGAAAGACAAGCUGCAACAGUCGGCUCGUCGUCUCGUCAAGUAUGGUGGAGCCCAACCUUUUUUAGCUGGAAAGGAUUAA
This is a messenger RNA of Aspergillus clavatus NRRL 1, 249 nucleotides long. RefSeq lists its product as uncharacterized. The coding region runs from base 1 to 249 and encodes 82 amino acids. The record is from RefSeq and is a predicted model, not a curated record. The transcript has 3 exons. Lineage: Eukaryota; Fungi; Ascomycota; Eurotiomycetes; Eurotiales; Aspergillaceae.